This is a messenger RNA of Microtus ochrogaster (prairie vole), 7708 nucleotides long. It is a transcript of the gene Mctp1, whose product is annotated as multiple C2 and transmembrane domain containing 1. Gene Ontology annotation, cellular component: synaptic vesicle membrane. NCBI's taxonomy places the organism in Eukaryota, Metazoa, Chordata, Mammalia, Rodentia, Cricetidae. Gene Ontology annotation, molecular function: calcium ion binding. The record is from RefSeq and is a predicted model, not a curated record. Gene Ontology annotation, biological process: regulation of neurotransmitter secretion.
CUUCCUAACAUUCAGUUCUGUCUUCUCUGCCUACCUAGGUUCUGGCCUAUCAGGUCCAAAGCGGUUUCUUUAUUCAUUAACCAAUGAAAGCAGCACAUGAACAGAAAAACCUCCUACACCAGUAUGUAGUUCUAUUAAUCUCUCUCUCAUGUGGAGACCCAUGUAGUCACUGCUUCACUCAAUACAGAAAUGUGGCCCAUCAGUAGCAGGUGGGAACUUCCUUGCACCUGCUUUUAUAUUCACUCAGCUGAUACCUCCUGGAAACCAUUGUUUCCAACCAUGUAAUAUUAUGUGCAGAAUGUUAUAUAAAUGUCACCUGUAAUCUUUAAUGGAUUCUUUGCCUUUCCCCAAAGCAUAAGAUCAUCAACUUGGAACAGUAAUGUGAACAAUAUACAAGACUAAGUCCUUUAUGAAGACACAAAAUUCUCAAAAUAGUUCUAGUGUGUAUGUAUUAGUAAUUCACAUUAUUCUCAUGUUUGAAAAUAAUCCAGCAGACAUCCCCAACCCUUUGACACUGACACAUUGUCAUUUGCAAAGUUCAUGCUAAAGAACCAUGCAAUCAAGUUUAAAAACUCUUUUAACUUGGACCAUAUUUAUAGCUAUCCUGGACUGUAUGUAGCCUGUAGACCAUGAGUUAGAUACACCCAAAUGGUCCUUGAUUUAAUUUACAGCAAUUUCAAACACAGUCUAUGAAGACCCUGUACUCCCAAUUGACCAGGUCUGACCAGUUUUCUUCACCCUCUUUGGAACAGUCUCUGUCUCUGUGUGACUAAGUCUUGUUAAGCUCUUUUCUGCCUCAUGGCUUUCACGUCUGGUAUUUUUCUUCCUGGAACACUGCAUUCAGAUUUUCGGUGGCUGGCUCUUUGUUCCUUUUUAGUAUCAUCUAAAACUUAGUCUUCUCGGAGAGGCUUUUUUUUACACUCACAAUUAUAACACACAGCUUCUAAAUAUGGGCUUGUUAGAUUCAGUAAAAAUACAAGAUGCCUAGUAAAGUAGACUCUGGCUAAACUUUUGGCCCUUGUUCACUGUAAUAUCUGGGAUGUAUGCGUACUAAAACUUGUUGUGAUUUGUCUGAAACUCAAAUUUAAUGGGAUGCUCUGUAGUCCAGAAAUCCAGCUGUGGUAAUAUUUUGUUAUCUCUCUGGGCUAUUCAUUUUAAAAAUUCUAUUUGGUUUCUUACUUCCUGAGCACUACUCAAGUCCUCCUUGUGUGUUCACAACUGUUUGUCUAGUGCUGAUCACUGCCCCGCACAACCUCAAAAACUGUUUUUAGAAGAGUAAGGAAAAUACAGUCUGGAACAGACUGACCACACAUCCAGGGCAAAUUGCUGGGCAGAAAUUCAACAGCACUGUGCCGAGGCGUCUAAGGAAGGUGCAGUUGAAGAGGGAAGGGUGCAGUGUUACUCACCCUUCAGAUGCGUUCUCAUGGAGCCUGAAGACUCUGGAUGCAUAGAUUUGAGGAGGAGCAAAAUCGAGACUACCAAAAAAGCCUUUUUUUGAUCAGUCUUCUAACAAACUGCAGUAACUAAAAAGAAAAUCUGUUUGAGCGAAAAGAACAAGUCUGAACUCUGAAUAGGGUCACAGGCAGUGGGCACCCUCCCAUCUCUGUCCAAGGGGAACGUCCUGCAACUUACUUUAAGGAUUAGCUUUAUUGUCACAUUUUGGGAACUGUUAGAUCCUAAUUAUAAGGAAAGUCGCCACACAUGCGAACAAAGAGCCUGGAGGGUGGAUGGUGAUGAAGUUAAGACAGAAGAAAUCAAACUCGCCUCUUGAGCCCGGGAUGCCCAACACGGUGGAGGCAGCCUUUAGAGAGGUUAACUGCACGCACAGCUCCCUGAGGUACCCACCGGGGGCACACAGACAGACUCCACUUGGAUGCACUUCAUCUGAUCCGUUCGUCCUAAAGUCAGCUGUGUGUGCGCGCGACUGUAGAUCCAUACUAAGUCAAGCCAGCUCCAGGCCCUACGCAGCUCCACCCGUCUCCUGCCUGCCCUCCCACCUAGAGCGAGAGGAUGAUCCUGGGCACCUUAGUCUGGGCUGCUGGUACCCAGCCUCUAUGACAAGACGCGCCCUGUCGUGUGAACCACGUGCGCGCCCAAUUUGGAGGCAACAGCCUAUGCCACUGACAGGUGCUGGCCCGAGGGCGCGGGUGUGGUCCCCUGUACAGCCUCCGCCGGGUGCUCGCAGCUUCCCGAGCUUCUAACCGGCACGCACGGGGAGCCAGGGCGCGGCCUGGAGGCACUCGGUGGACUGGAGCGGCGGAGUUCAGUGCUCGAAACUUUGCAGGUGCCGCGGGCGCUCGGGGACGGCGCCAGUCCAACCGGGCAGGUGCAGCGGGCGGAGGAGGUGACACCCCGCGGCCCCAGGGCCUCGGCCGCAGCCGCUUUGCUCCGAGCUGGCCUGAAGCCGCUGGGCACUCCUGGCUUGUGCUGCUGCGCCGGUCACGGACGCUGCCACCGCCGCCUCCACACUCCCAGAGGAGGCGCAGCCAGAGAGGGCAGAGGAGAGCCAGGAGGAGGCCACAGGAGGUUCUUGGGGUGCGGGAUGGAGCCCCGGGCAGCAACUGCUGGCGAACACGAGCCCGCCGCGUCCCCCUCUUUUCAGGCCCGGCUCUGGAAGAACCUGCAGCUGGGGGUGGGCAAGGGCAAGGGCAGCGGGGGCGGUCGCACCGGGGGGCCCGAGCGCCGCACUGCGGCCACUCCGACCCCAUCCCCGCCGCCCCCAAGGGCCACCCAGGACGCACUGGCCGGUGUGGGGAGUACCGGCAGCAGGUGGAGCGGCUUCAAGAAGCGGAAGCAAGUGCUAGACCGGGUGUUCUCCUCCUCGCAGCCCAACCUGUGCUGCUCCUCGCCGGAGGCCCUGGAGCCGGUUGGAGCAGGCAGAGCCGAGCAGGGGUCCACGCUGCGCCGCCGCCUCCGCGAACAUCUGCUGCCCGUGGCUAAGGGGCCCGCGACCGCCGCGGGGCCAACUGGAGUGACGCCUCCUGGCGGACACUCUCCAGACUCAGUUCCUUCUUCCGCCUCAUCCUCUCUGUCCUCUUCUCCCCAACCGCCCGCGAGGGGGAACCGCGUCCGAGAUGAAGGCGCACGGCGUGGAGGUUCUGGGGUGCACCUGUGCCACCAAAAGAGCUCCUCUCUUCCAGGCACCGCGUGCCUGGAGCAGUUGUUGGAACCGGCGCCACCUCCCGUAGAAGCCGCACGGGGUCCAGCCGAGCCCCAGGCUCUGCUUAAGGGCGAAGAACGCAGCCAGAAAAUAAAUACAGUUGGAAACAGUAAUGCAGAUGUCCCUUUGGCUGAUCCCGGAAUGUAUCAGUUGGACAUCACACUGAGAAGGGGUCAAAGUUUAGCUGCCCGUGACCGAGGAGGGACAAGUGAUCCAUAUGUGAAGUUUAAAAUUGGAAGAAAAGAAGUUUUUAGAAGUAAAAUUAUACACAAGAACCUGAAUCCUGUGUGGGAGGAAAAGGCUUGUAUUAUUGUUGACCAUCUUAGAGAGCCACUGUACAUCAAGGUAUUUGACUAUGAUUUUGGGCUGCAAGAUGACUUUAUGGGCUCAGCCUUUCUCGAUCUCACACAGUUGGAGUUAAACAGGUCCACGGAUGUGACCUUAACUCUGAAAGACCCCCAUUAUCCCGACCAUGACCUCGGAAUCAUCUUGCUGUCAGUCAUCCUUACCCCUAAGGAAGUUGAACCCAGGGAUGUGCAGAGUUCAAUCCACAGCUUUCUUCAUUGGAGAAUUUGUGACAUAAAAACUAUGCUAAGGAGGAAGAGUUGGAAAAGAUCCAGUAAGUUUCAGACCCAAAGCUUGCGUCUGUCAGACCAGCACAGGAAGUCACACCUGUGGAGAGGAAUUGUUAGCAUCACCCUCAUCGAGGGUCGAGACCUCAAAGCAAUGGAUUCCAAUGGGUUGAGUGACCCCUAUGUGAAGUUCCGACUGGGGCAUCAGAAGUACAAGAGCAAGAUUAUGCCCAAAACUUUGAAUCCUCAGUGGAGGGAACAGUUUGAUUUCCAUCUCUAUGAGGAAAGAGGGGGGAUCAUCGACAUCACCGCCUGGGACAGAGAUGCUGGCAAAAGGGAUGAUUUCAUCGGAAGGUGCCAGGUUGACCUGUCGUCUCUCAGUAGGGAGCAAACCCACAAGCUGGAGUUACAGCUGGAAGAGGGUGAGGGCCACCUGGUUCUGCUUGUCACUCUGACAGCCUCGGCCACAGUCAGUAUCUCCGACCUCUCUGUCCACUCCCUGGAGGACCAGAAGGAGCGGGGAGAGAUCUUAAAGAGAUAUAGCCCACUGAGGAUAUUUAACAACAUAAAAGAUGUGGGAUUUCUCCAGGUGAAAGUCAUCAGAGCUGAAGGUUUGAUGGCUGCUGAUGUCACAGGUAAAAGUGAUCCGUUUUGUGUGGUAGAACUGAACAAUGAUAGACUGCUGACACACACUGUCUACAAAAACCUCAGUCCUGAGUGGAACAAAGUGUUCACAUUCAACAUUAAAGACAUCCAUUCAGUCCUGGAAGUGACAGUUUAUGAUGAAGACCGUGACCGCAGCGCCGACUUUCUGGGCAGAGUUGCUAUACCAUUGCUGUCUAUUCAAAAUGGUGAACAGAAAGCCUACGUCUUGAAAAACAAGCAGCUGACAGGGCCAACAAAGGGGGUCAUCUAUCUUGAAAUAGAUGUGAUUUUUAAUGCUGUGAAAGCCAGCUUACGAACAUUAAUACCCAAAGAACAGAAGUACAUUGAAGAGGAAAACAGGCUCUCCAAACAGCUGCUUCUGAGAAACUUCAUCAGAACGAAGCGCUGCAUCAUGGUGCUGGUAAACGCUGUGUACUACGUUAAUAGUUGCUUUGACUGGGAUUCACCCCCAAGGAGUCUUGCCGCUUUUGUGCUCUUCCUCUUUGUCGUCUGGAACUUUGAGCUCUACAUGAUCCCACUGUUGUUAUUGUCACUGCUGACCUGGAACUACUUCCUAAUAAUAUCAGGGAAAGAUAACAGGCAACGUGAUACAGUAGUGGAGGACAUGCUGGAGGACGAAGAGGAGGAAGACGACAAAGAUGACAAGGAUGGUGAAAAAAAAGGAUUUAUAAACAAAAUCUAUGCCAUCCAAGAAGUCUGUGUCAGUGUGCAGAAUAUCCUAGAUGACGUGGCCUCCUUUGGUGAAAGGGUAAAGAAUACUUUCAACUGGACUGUCCCAUUCUUAAGCUGGCUGGCCAUUGUAGCCCUCUGUGUGUUCACAGUCAUUCUGUACUUCAUCCCCCUGCGGUACAUUGUGCUUGUCUGGGGUAUUAAUAAAUUUACAAAAAAGCUUCGGAGUCCAUAUGCAAUUGAUAACAACGAACUACUGGACUUCCUUUCCAGAGUCCCUUCAGAUGUACAAGUGGUGCAGUACCAAGAACUGAAACCAGACCAUUCUCAUAGCCCAUUUAAAAGGAAGAAAAACACCCUUGGCUAGCCAGCUCCCAGCACUGAGGGACCAGCACGCCUGGAAAGAUAAAAGAAAGACCCUGCAGCCUCGGCAGCAUUUCUUUUCUUUCUCCUUUUUAUUUAUUUUCUCUUUUGAUCAUGAUCGAGAAAUUUGUAAAUAGUGUACAAAGGCAUAUGUCUUUGAAAAUAUACUUCCAUUGUACAGACUCAACUUGAUAAAGGAUUUUAACUAGUGGAGUGUGGAAGCCUUGUUAGCUACAACCAACUGAAAGAAUAAAAAUAAUGGUUAUAAAAUUGGAAGCACAUUCCUUGAAUUACAAGUGAAAGAACUAGAAUAUCAGAUUAAAUGCUCAAUUGUACUAUGAUUAACCCUACAUAAAAUAUAUAUGCUGAUUUGAUUUUAGGUUUUUUUUAUGUGAGGACUUCUUAUCUGAAAUGCAAUUCAUUAGUUUUUUUUAAUAUUUAUGUACAAAAUGUACAAAAGAGGGGAAACCCCAAACAUUGAAUAAUGGAAAUGUUGCAUUUCAGUAUAACACCCCGACUUUCACUCCUGUGUAAAUACGUUACUUAUGUAUAGCUAAGGCUGAUUUUAAGUUCAUGAGGACAGGCACAUUCAUAUAUUCUGCUGUGUCCUCAUACACAAUCCCUUAAGAGAAUCUGAGAUUCUAUGAAUAAAACUCUUAAGCCUUCUAUCAUUCCAUCCAAAACCUUAAAAUCUCUCCAGAAAUAUAUUAAAUUAAUACUGCCAGGUUUAUAAGUGAUUAUCAGGGGUUUUAUAUAUACCACUAUUUAAUUUAUACUGGGUUAGCAAAUUAGCAAGCCGAUUUAGCUGUCAAAUAUACUAGCAAAGUAAAUCCAUACUGCAUUUGGUAUCAAAUUAUGCCCUUGUAUAUCUGAAAAAGUAAAUUUAAGUGUCCUCACAGGGGGGGAAAACAGUUUGAAAGAAUAAUGCUUCUCCAUUAGACUACUAACAUGCUUUUUAUUAGUGAGCUUUAAUGUGGAGAACGCAGUGGACUAGAGAAAGGCCAGUGCUUCAUCACAUCAUUUAUGAAGAACGUUGAUAAUGCAUGAAAGCCUGUUUUGUAAAAUAAAUGUUUAAAGUGGUUACCAUUAAAAAUGUUUCGCUAACCACACUGUAUACUUUAACAGUGCAUUCCGAAGACCAAGUCCAGGGUCUAUCAAGGGAAUUUACCUCUGCAGAGAUACUUGGUCAGUCAGUGAGAGUGUCUUCACUGACUUUUAAAGGAAUAAACUCAAUGGAAAUUGCUGUAAUAUUUUGCACUAUUUUAUUAAUUGCUAUUAAUAAAUAACUGGGGUGAGAUGAAGGUGGGGGUUGUGCUGGACAAUGGAGAAAAGCAGAAAUAUAUAUUUCACUCUAAAGAAAUUCUUUAAAUCUCAUUAAAGCUGAUUUUUAAAGUAUUUUUAUUUUAGAAAUAUGUUGUUAAAUAGUAUUUCUUACAAUAGAACUAUUUUGAUGUUUAUACACUAAGCUUGGAAGAAUGUUGACUAAAUUCCCUUUCUAUAGAAAGGCUUUGACCUCACCUCAACAUGCUCUAUCUAGGAUAUCAUGUUUAAAACGAUAUGCUUAUAUCUGCAUCCCAUCACUGUUUGUUGCAAAAAACAUACUACUUUAUGAAGCUGGCCUAUUACGAGUUUAUUGAUGAAAUCCUUUGGUCUAAGUUCUGAUUACACCUGUGUGAGACUGAUGUUCUGUGCUGUAAAUGUCUACUCAAAUGUCUAAGUCUGACAUCCAUUCUCUAACUUAGAUGGACCUAGUGGAUGGACCCAUUACCAGAUGACUAAGUUUCCUUUGUUUCCUUGUGUAAGAUUUCAGAUGCUUAGUUCGAUAGUAAUGUUGACUACAUAUUCACUUCAUUAAAUACAAAAGAAAACAAUUUUUUCUAUGUAAAAACACUAUUUUUUUCUGAGUUAAGAAAUGCACAGUGGGGUACUGGGUGCAUGUUUGUUCAUUAGUGAUACUUCACUUGGGGAAACAUUUGAGCAGGGCUAUUGAAACAUAUUGAAACCCUGGCUACAGUGAAAACUCAGUACCUUUGGCACAGUAAGCAUCCAGUGAAGCAGAGAAAACUAUCUGGAGUCAGAAAGUCACCUUCAAGCUAGCCCUCAAUACUUUCAGAAAACAAUAUAUUUAUAGGGCCAAAUGAAUAAUGGAUUCGUUUGAUCCAUUCGUAGGAUUUUUAAUUUUCAUGUAUAGGUGCUUUUUAUAUUUAAGAAGGAUACCUUGGUUUUCAGUUGCUUUUUUCCCCCCAGAACUGAGAACUGAAUUCAGGACUUAGCCCCU